Solanum dulcamara is the source of this 2742-nucleotide messenger RNA. RefSeq names its product subtilisin-like protease SBT1.5. The record is from RefSeq and is a predicted model, not a curated record. The coding region runs from base 138 to 2498 and encodes 786 amino acids. The transcript has a single exon. Gene Ontology annotation, biological process: proteolysis. NCBI's taxonomy places the organism in Eukaryota, Viridiplantae, Streptophyta, Magnoliopsida, Solanales, Solanaceae. Gene Ontology annotation, molecular function: serine-type endopeptidase activity.
GAGGUGUGUAUUACCACAGUUCCCUCUCUUUCACUAUAUACUCUCUACUCUAACCACUUGCACUUUCACUCCUCUUCUUCUUCUUAUGAAACUUCACUCCAUUGCCGCCUAUUUUCUGCUCACUUAACACCUCUUUCAUGGCGUUUUCUUCAUUUCUCUUCUUUUUCCUUUCUUUUUUAGUAUUCACUGGUUCAGCUUCAUCGAUUGCUAAUGACCCAAUUAGAACUUUUAUAGUUCACGUCCAACACGAUGCUAAACCUUCCAUAUUUCCGACCCAUGAGAACUGGUACGAGUCGGCUCUAACAUCUCUUUCUGCGGAUACCCAUUCGCUAGAAAUUGGUGAAGGUGCUGCUAAUUAUCGCAUUAUUCACACUUACAGUAAUGUAUUUCAUGGGUUUUCUGCUAAAUUGUCGACUUUGGAUGCUCAGAAGCUUGAGGAUUUAACUGGGAUUUUGGCUGUUAUUCCUGAACAAGUUAGGCACAUUCAAACAACGAGAUCCCCUGAAUUUCUUGGAUUGACUAGUACAGAUAGUGCUGGGCUGCUCAAGGAAUCAGAUUAUGGGUCUGACCUUGUUAUUGGAGUAAUUGAUACUGGGAUCUGGCCUGAGAGGAAGAGCUUUGAUGAUCGUGAUCUUAGUCCUGUUCCGGCAAAGUGGAAAGGCGAGUGUAUGGCUGGCAGAGACUUUCCGGCGACUUCAUGCAACCGGAAAUUGAUUGGAGCGAGAUAUUUUUCCAGUGGUUAUGAGGCUACAAAUGGGAAAAUGAACGAAACUAUCGAGUUUCGAUCUCCCAGAGACUCGGAUGGUCAUGGAACUCAUACAGCUUCGAUUGCGGCAGGGAGGUACGUAUUUCCGGCGUCUGUUCUUGGUUACGCUCGUGGUGUUGCUGCUGGGAUGGCUCCAAAGGCUCGUCUAGCUGCUUACAAAGUUUGCUGGGCUUCAGGUUGUUACGACGCUGACAUCCUCGCCGCAUUUGACGCGGCCGUUGCUGAUGGUGUCCAUGUCAUCUCCCUUAGCGUUGGUGGAGUUGUUGUUCCCUAUAACCUCGACGCAAUUGCCAUUGCCGCCUUUGCUGCUACCGAUGCCGGAAUCUUCGUCUCUGCUUCCGCCGGAAACGGCGGGCCUGGAGGCCUCACAGUAACCAACGUCGCUCCUUGGGUAACCAAUGUUGGUGCGGGAACAAUUGACCGUGAUUUCCCUGCGGACGUUAAACUUGGAAAUGGUAGGAUAAUUCCUGGAGUGAGCAUUUAUGGUGGCCCGGCGUUAGCUCCCCACCGACUCUACCCACUAAUUUACGCCGGAAGUGAAGGUAGUGAUGGAUAUUCGUCUUCACUAUGUUUAGAAGGCUCAUUAAACCCAAAUUAUGUACAAGGUAAAAUCGUAUUGUGUGACAGAGGCGUCAAUUCGAGAGCUGCAAAAGGUUUAGUGGUGAAGAAAGCAGGUGGAAUGGGGAUGAUAAUAGCCAAUGGAGUAUUCGAUGGUGAAGGGUUAGUAGCUGAUUGCCACGUGUUACCUGCGACGGCAGUUGGGGCUUCUGCCGGUGACGAGAUAAGGAAGUACAUAUCAGAAGCAUCAAAGUCCAAGUCACCGCCAACUGCGACCAUUCUGUUCAGAGGUACUCGUCUAAAUGUACGGCCAGCACCAGUAGUGGCAUCAUUUUCAGCCCGUGGCCCGAACCCAGAGACACCCGAAAUUCUGAAGCCCGAUGUGAUUGCACCUGGAUUGAACAUCCUUGCUGCUUGGCCCGAUGACGUUGGGCCAAGCGGGCUUCCAUGGGAUACACGUCGAACAGAGUUCAACAUUUUAUCAGGAACCUCCAUGGCUUGCCCACAUGUAUCUGGACUAGGAGCAUUGUUGAAAGCAGCCCAUCCGGGAUGGAGCCCAGCAGCUAUAAGAUCAGCAUUGAUGACAACUGCAUAUACAGUGGACAAUCGGGGAGAAAUUAUGCUGGAUGAAUCAACUGGAAAUUCGUCGACUGUGAUGGAUUUUGGGGCAGGACAUGUGCACCCUCAAAAGGCAAUGGACCCUGGUUUGAUUUAUGACCUAACUUCCUACGACUACGUCGAUUUCCUCUGCAAUUCCAAUUACACAACUAAGAAUAUUCAAGUAGUUACAAGGAAGUAUUCAGAUUGUAGCAAGGCGAAAAGAGCAGGCCAUGUAGGGAAUUUGAAUUACCCUUCGCUUUCGGCAGUGUUCCAACAAUAUGGAAAGCAUAAGUUGUCCACACAUUUCAUUAGGACAGUCACAAACGUCGGAGAUCCCAAUUCAGUGUACAACGUGAUUGUGAAACCACCUAGGGGUAUGGUAGUGACAGUGGAGCCGGAGAAGCUAGCGUUUAGAAGAGUUGGACAGAAGCAUAAUUUUCUGGUGAGAGUACAAGCAGAGGCAAUAAAGCUAUCACCAGGGAGUUCCAUAGUGAAAAGUGGCUCAAUAAUUUGGUCAGAUGGGAAGCAUGAAGUGAGAAGUCCACUAGUUGUAACAAUGCAGGAGCCUCUUUGAGGAAAAAAAAAACGCUUAGGAAGUAAGUGUUCUUCAAUAUAUGUAUAACAAUAUAUGGAUCUCUGUUGAUAAGCAACUACAAUGUAUAAUAUGUAUGGUUGACAAGGAGUUUGAAAAGGUGAAGAAGAGUUGGGAGUUGGUUUGCUUUCAGUCAUGAAGUUUUGGCUGAGUUCGUCUAGAGUUUUGAUGAAGCAUAUAUCGUAUCUUAUGUUUGGUUUCUUUAUUGAAAAAUGCUUUGUACAAA